CCGAAUCGAACCCCCAAAAAUUCUAUCAGUUGCCCAGUAAAAUCUCAGGAAUACCCAAAUACACAGAGGAACAAAUUCUAGAUGUCCGGGAUGGAAAGACUACAAAGAAUGUUUGCCGGCGCCGGCGGCGCUCUUGGACACCCGCCGCCGGAUUCUCCGACCCUUGAUACCUCCGAACAAGUCUACAUCUCGUCUCUCGCUCUACUCAAAAUGCUCAAACACGGGAGAGCGGGAGUGCCGAUGGAAGUGAUGGGGCUGAUGCUGGGGGAAUUUGUGGAUGAGUACACGGUGCGCGUGGUGGACGUUUUUGCGAUGCCGCAAAGUGGCACAGGGGUUAGUGUGGAGGCCGUGGAUCAUGUUUUCCAGACCAAUAUGCUCGACAUGCUCAAGCAAACUGGCAGACCUGAGAUGGUUGUUGGUUGGUAUCAUUCACAUCCUGGUUUUGGAUGUUGGCUUUCUGGUGUUGACAUCAAUACUCAACAGAGUUUUGAAGCUUUGAAUCAAAGAGCAGUAGCUGUGGUGGUGGAUCCGAUUCAGAGUGUUAAAGGGAAGGUGGUGAUUGAUGCCUUUCGUUUGAUUAACCCUCAGACCAUGAUGCUUGGCCAAGAACCACGCCAGACAACAUCCAACCUGGGGCACCUCAAUAAGCCAUCUAUCCAAGCUUUGAUUCAUGGUUUGAACAGGCAUUAUUACUCCAUUGCCAUAAAUUAUAGGAAAAAUGAGCUUGAAGAGAAAAUGCUUUUAAAUCUUCACAAAAAGAAGUGGACAGAUGGAUUGACCCUGCAGCGGUUUGAUGACCAUUCAAAAACAAAUGAGCAGACAGUUCAGGAGAUGCUAAAUCUAGCUACCAAAUACAAUAAAGCAGUUCAAGAGGAGGAUGAAUUGCCCCCGGAGAAGUUAGCUAUUGCUAAUGUGGGAAGGCAAGAUGCCAAGAAGCACCUCGAGGAGCACGUCUCAAACUUGAUGUCUUCCAACAUUAUUCAGACACUGGGAACGAUGCUAGACACUGUUGUCUUCUAGAGUCAAUAAACCCAGUUUCUCGAGGUUGGUGAAACCAAAUUUGAUAAGAUUUGUUUUUUCUUGGAUUCGAUCAACACUUUCCAAGUACUGGGUGAGCUAAAUUAUCUCAUACAUAAUUCCAUUUCAAAUUUGUCAUGAUUUCUGUUGUAUUUAUUCUGUUCGGGAUAACUAGUUGCACUCACCUAUCAUUAGUAAUUUGUACAAUCUUUGGAUGAAGGUUUAUUCAGACCAUAUUUGAAUUAUUGACCAUUGACAUCUAUGAUGAAGGCAUUCAUAGUUA
Messenger RNA from Olea europaea var. sylvestris, 1300 nucleotides. Its product is annotated as 26S proteasome non-ATPase regulatory subunit 14 homolog. The transcript is spliced from 7 exons. Gene Ontology annotation, molecular function: protein binding; proteasome binding; metallopeptidase activity. Gene Ontology annotation, biological process: proteasome-mediated ubiquitin-dependent protein catabolic process; protein deubiquitination. Bases 82 to 1020 code for a protein of 312 amino acids. NCBI's taxonomy places the organism in Eukaryota, Viridiplantae, Streptophyta, Magnoliopsida, Lamiales, Oleaceae. Gene Ontology annotation, cellular component: proteasome regulatory particle, lid subcomplex. The record is from RefSeq and is a predicted model, not a curated record.